Molecule: messenger RNA, 2136 nt
Organism: Pedinophyceae sp. YPF-701
Lineage: Eukaryota; Viridiplantae; Chlorophyta; Pedinophyceae
Source: the annotation of a GenBank genome assembly
AUGACCUCCCAGGACGACGGCCCCGAGAAUGCCGCGGGCGCGAGCGCUGCUCCGGAGAGAGGGGUGUACGUUCCGGGCUACGACACCUUCAUCGUGCACAGCAAGCACGUCCACGGCAACCCCGUCCGCGUCCCGGGCACCACUUCCCUCGGACACGUCGGCGCCGACUCCACCUUUCCUCGUCCCACCGCACCACCCGUUGUCUUCCCGCCCACGCGCGUCACUGGCCCGGAGAGCGGCCCCGACACCUUCUACCGCGAUGUCGAAGCCAUCAAGUCGCGCUACACCGCCGCGGACCUCCUCGACGGCUUCAAGCGGCGCGCCACGGCCGCUCAAGCCGCCCGGCAGCACGCCAUCGAUGCCGCUGCGAGCGCCGCGCGGGCCCGGACCCUCCACGCCGACGCGCCCUCGCAGUCCUUCCUCCUCUCCACCGGCGUCGCCGACCCCUACGCCCGCGCCUACCCCGGCACCGGCGCCGCAGCAACGUCUCUCAUUGGCAUCAACUCUCCGCUGUUUCCCAGCGCCACGCACGGCACCGUUCCGGCGCGGUCGCUCGCGGACGCGCGGCGCGAGUACGAGCGCGAGGCCGCGCUGCUCGCGGCCCGCGCGCACCGCCCCCCCCCGCUGACGCGCGCUGCCGCACAGCGCGUGACCGACGACAUCGCGUCGCUGAAGGAACGCGUCAAGGGCCUCGCGGAGGCGAUGCUGCAGCUCGACGACCGGACGCGCGGCGCCGGGGACCCGCAGACGCAGCUCGAGCGGGACGCGUUUCGGCGCGAGCUGCUGCAGGCGACGCGGGUGCUGAGUGAUGUCACUGCGGCGCGCGUGGCGGGCAGGGAGGGCGCGGGCGCGCUGGGGCCGGCGGAGGAGCGCGCGGCGGAGUACUUGGCGGACGUGCGGCGCGGGGCCGUGCCGACGGGGCGGCCACGCGGCAUGGCGUAUGCGGCGACGCAGGGGCCGCCGGGCGGGGGCGGGGCCGAGGGCAGCGCGUCGGAGGCGUCGCUGCGCGGGGCGGAGAGAGGGGCCUUGUCGAACAGUGGGACGCCGGCGCCGCCGGCGUCGGGGUCGUCGGGAGCGAGGGGGGGGAUGGUGUGCGAGGGGGACGAGGCGGGCGUUCGCGGCGCGGCGGCUGCGUCGAGUGCGUCCGCGUCGCGGGGGGCGGCGCGGAGCAGGGCGGCGGAGGGGUCGGUGUCGUUGGCGCGGGAGGGGGGGAGCGAGGCCGGGGACGUGGUGGCGGACCUGGCGCGGCGGCUGGCCGACGCAGAGGCACGCGCGGCGCGGGCGGUUGCGGACCGCGAAGAGAUGGCCAGGGAGCUCGUGGCGGCGCGCGAGGACGCCCGCGCGUCGAUGCAGGACGCGGACGCGGCGCGCGCGGAGAACGCGUCGCUCGCCGAGGCCCUCACGGAGCACGAGGACAGACUGAGUCAGUUCAAACGCAACACCCCCCCCCUCCCCGCCGGCGACGGCGGCGGCGAGGGCGCCGCGGGCUCGGCGCCGCCCGCGCUCCCGGGGCCCGACGCGGCGCGGGAGGCGCGCGCCGAGGACGGGGCCGCGGCGGCUGCGCGACGGCAGCGAGAGGAGGGUGCAGCGAGGGAGAGGGGCCGGGCGGAGGAGGUGCGAGCGUUGCGGGAGCAGCUGGGGGAGGCGGAGGCGCUGCUGGAGGAGGCGGUCAACCGGUGCGACGACGCCGAGGGCCGCGCCGCGCUCGUGCACAGGGAGGUGAGCGCGCUCGAGGCCGCAGUGCGCGACCUGCAGGGCGUCGUCUCCAGCAUCGAGGCCGCCGCCGACGGCGGCACGCCCCUCGGAACCGCGCCGGGGGGGCUGGGCGCCGCGGGGCCGCGCGCGGACCUCCUGCGCAGCCCGGGGGGGAGCGCGCGAUACCCCCCCCCCGGGGCGUCUGGAACCCCGCGGCGGGGCGCGCCGCCGCGGUCGCCUGCGUCCGUCGCGCGCAGGUCGCUGCAGGGGUCGCUCGCGGCGUCGCCGCGCCCGGGCGGGGAGACCGGGGCGGCGCUGCCGCGGCUGCGUGCGGGGGUGGCGGAGCUGCGGGCGCUCACGGAGCGGCUGCGGGCGGCGGCGGCGCGCGCGCACGGCGAGGCGCUGGAGGGCGACCUCAGCGAGAACUGUGCGAUGCAGUAG